UUCAAGCACGCAUCACGUUACCUUAUCUUUAUGCUGCUGUUGUUUGGGUACGUGUGUGUAUUUAUACUCACAUGCUUCCUUAAGAGCGACCCUGAGGAUCAUCACUAACUACUGCAUCCUGCAACAAAGUCUUCAGAGAUAAGACCACAUCUACAUCUCUCUCUCUCUCUCUCUCUCUCUCUCUCUCUCUCUCUGGGUGUGUCUAUCUUGUUCAUGACUUUAAUGGGUGGCGAAGAUCAGAGCUUUGGCGAUCUGGGUUUGAGGUUUCUUGGUGAUCGUCCAAGGGAAGAGGGGUGGAGCAUCAUGGAAGGUGGCGGCGGCUGUGGUGGUGGUGAUAAUGUCUGCGAUGAUUCGGAAUCGGUAGAGACGUCCAUGGAUGAUCAAGGCUCGAGAGACUCCUCCCGAGAAUCGUCGUCGUCGUCGUCGUCGUCGUCGCCCGAUCUCCUAGAGGAUGCGUCUUCUUCUCCAUCGCCUUCUUUAUCGAAAUCGAGCCUUUGUUCGUCGUCGUCGUCGUCGUCGUCGUCUCUCGCGGGCAAACAUGGACCUUUGUACGAGUUGUCGGACCUCAUGGCUCAGCUUCCUAUAAAGAGAGGGCUCUCGAGGUACUACGACGGGAAAUCGCAGUCGUUCACAUCGCUGGCGAGCUGCAGGAGCGUGGAGGAUCUGGUGAAGAAGGAGAGGCCCUACGUGAAGAGAUUGAAACUGUGCAAGAGCUAUGCAGGAGGCUUGGACAGCCCCAACAGAUCGUUUGGUCCCAAGGCCAUCAUAUCGAAGAAGGGUUCAUCGUCAAGAUCUGCUUUUCCAUCAUCUUCUUCUUCUUCUUCGCAUCUAGGGAAGAGGUGUACUUCACUCAGCAAUAGACCGCCCGUUCCGAUACUCAAGACAUUUUGAGUUUUGCUCGACUGGGUAUUGAGAAUACAUCUUCCGUUCCGGCGGAACAUUUGCUUUUUUUUCUUUCUUUUUUUUUUUUGGCAUUUUUGCUUUGUAUGAUUUAGGAAGAGUUUAUGGUAAAUAAUCAAGGAGCCAGUGAUUUUGGGGAA
Messenger RNA from Syzygium oleosum, 1040 nucleotides. RefSeq names its product protein OXIDATIVE STRESS 3-like. Lineage: Eukaryota; Viridiplantae; Streptophyta; Magnoliopsida; Myrtales; Myrtaceae. The record is from RefSeq and is a predicted model, not a curated record. The transcript has 2 exons. The coding region runs from base 214 to 891 and encodes 225 amino acids.